UAAUGUUGGAAAAAUCGCUCAUGUUGUCGAAGUUUCGUGGAAGCCUGCUCGGUGUGCUGGUAGGCGAUUGCUGUGGAGCACCAUUCGAAGGUCAACUCAUGGACAGUGGAGCCAAAUUAAUAUUGAAGAAAAACCUAGACAAACUAGAGGGUCCCGCCUUUAAUGCACCAUACAAAAAGUACACGGACGACACUGCGAUGACCAUACAGACGGCGAAAACAUUCCUCGACCCGAAAGGAUACUCCCAGAAGCUGCUUGCUAAAAACUAUGUUGUGGAGUUCUUCAAAGAACCGAACCGCGGAUACGGUGCGACAGUAGGUGAAGUGUUCCGCAAACUAAGGCAAACAAAAAUAGCUGACCCAACGUGUCCCGCGAUGGCACAGUUCAACGGUAGUGGAUCGUUCGGUAAUGGUGCGGCAAUGAGAGUGUCUCCGGUGGCACUGUACUGCGUUAACAAAAGCAUCGACGAGCUGGUUCGGCUGGUGAAAGAAUCGUCCGAGGUAACACACACAAACGUGCUCGGUGUGAACGGGGCCAUCCUACAAGCGCUGGCCAUUCGGCAAAGCUUGCUACUGAAUCCGAACGAACCAUUCUGCUGGAAAACGUUCCUGGGCGAGCUGAAACAGCAAAUGGUUGAGAUAGAGAAGGAAAAUGAUCCCGAUUUAGAUGCAAAUGCGAAUGCGUACGAGAAACAACUAGAGAGUAUGGAAAAACUGCUAAACAACCAGGUGGAACCGUCGGAUGAGAAUGUGUUGAAUCUGUUGGGCCACAGUGUAGCAGCGCUUUAUUCCGUCCCAACGGCAGUGUACUGCUUCUUGCGCCACACGCAAGAUUUGCUGAAAGAUACGGAUCGGAAAUCGUUCCGCAAUACGCUUGAAUAUGCCAUUUCGCUCGGUGGCGAUUGUGAUACGAUCGGCAGUAUGGCUUGUGCGAUCAGUGGCGCCUACUUUGGUGAGUCGGUGAUAUCAUCGGCACUGCUGAAACAUUGCGAAAGUGCCGAAAAUGUCGCUACCCUUGGUGAACAACUUUUUGAAGUUGCCGGUGCAAAGUAAA
Messenger RNA from Anopheles maculipalpis, 1053 nucleotides. Its product is annotated as ADP-ribosylhydrolase ARH3-like. Gene Ontology annotation, cellular component: nucleus; mitochondrion. Lineage: Eukaryota; Metazoa; Arthropoda; Insecta; Diptera; Culicidae. The transcript has 3 exons. The record is from RefSeq and is a predicted model, not a curated record. Bases 3 to 1052 code for a protein of 349 amino acids.